AUGAGCCCCUCAUCGUCUUCGACGCCCUCAUCCACUCGGUCCUCGCACCUGAGUGUCCUUUCUUCGUCAUCAUCGAUCUCUUCACCAACAUCACUUCCUUCUCCUCUACCCUCGCCAUCCGUCUCGACUUCCUCCAUCGGAAGCAAGACUCAUGCAUUCUUUGGCUCUCCCUUUGGCGGCGGCGACUCGCCUACGCCUCACCCACCGCCUAAUCCACCGACCCGAUCCAUAUCCAUCAGGUCGCACGCGUCGACUUCCACGAAUUCAGACGAUGGUUAUGACGAGACGCCGAAGGCGGAGCCUAACGGACCCCUGCGCUCCCUGAACGCCGAUUUCUUCGGCCCUUCACUCCUACCCACACCCCCACCCGGCACGCCGGCAUUUCCGAGGAGCGCCUUCGCGUCACGCGAAAACUCACCUAGGAAGCCUAUAUUGCCACCGCUUUCCCGAUUUUUCCCGUCGCGCAGACGCUACAAUGAGCAUGACCGCGACGAGGCGCAGUCACCACCAUCGCGCGGGUUUUUUCAGCUGGAUGCAACCCCGCCGCCCCACGCCUACAAGGAUGCACCAUGGCUCGCCGAGCCAUACACAGCAUCUCCCGUCGGUGAUAAGUAUCAGCAUGCAGACUCACAUAUGACGGCAGACCAUGCUGAGACUCUAUCAGAUUCCUCAGUACUCACCACACCCAUCCCCAAGCCCGAGCAGUCAUCGUACGUCACGGCGAAGGUGAAUCCGGCACCGGAGCCGGAGCCGGUUUUACAGGCUGCUGCAUUACCCCUAGCGCCCCUAGCGCCUGGCGUACUCAUAGGUGCGCCAUCGCUCGAACUUGAGCUCGUGCGCAGGCUCGGGCAGGGUGCAUUUAGCAGUGUAUGGCUCGCGUGCGAUGUCAAGGGUCAGCUGGGUGCAUUUGAGCUAUCGCGGAAGACGAGCUUGCUCCGGAGUAAGAGCGAGAGGAGGGGUCGUGCGCGGAAGGUGGAUGGGUUGCGACCCAAGACGAAGCUUGACGAACAGAAUGAUGGUAUGAAACGUGUGCGAAAGGAGUGGAACGGUGACGCAAGUGCUGUGGUGGUGAAAGAGUCGACCGCGGGGCGGCUCGUUGCAGUUAAGAUGACGGAGCGGUCGAUGUGCGAGAAGAACUCGCGGACGCGGGUGAGCUUCGUGCGUGAGGUGGAAGUCCUGCGGCACAUUUCGCACCCAUCAAUUGUGUCUUAUCUCCAUUCGUUCAGUACCCCGUCGCAUCACUGCCUCGUUCUCGAGUAUGUAGGCGGCGGCGAGCUUUUUGACCUUAUCGAUAACGCGGAGACUCACGCGCGACUUGACGAGCCGUUGCUUCGCCGCAUGUUCGGGGAGCUGUGCAGGGCCGUGGGCUGGAUGCACGGCGUUGGCUUGGUGCAUCGUGACAUCAAGCUUGAGAACAUCCUCCUGACCACCUCACCCUUCACGAGCCCCUUACCUGCGGCGCCGUUAAUCAAGCUGAGCGACUUCGGCCUCUCCCGGUUCAUCGAUCCUGCCCAGCCGAUGCUGACAACCUUGUGUGGAUCUGAGUCGUACGCUGCGCCGGAGCUCGUGACUGGACGACCGUACGACGGGCGCGAAACCGAUGCCUGGGCGUGCGGAGUUGUGCUAUAUGCGCUCGCAACGCGGCGGUUGCCGUUCGAUCUCCCGAUGGCAAAUGUGGCUCACCGCGAGGUGGUCGUGGGUGAGGCACGCAUGCGGGAAGUAGAGCGCAGAGAACGACGUGCUCUACUCAUGCGCAUCGCCAAGGGCGAAUACUCUUGGCCUGACGAUCGCGCAUCGGAUUGUGCCGAUGAGCAAUCUCGGGAAACACGCCUUGGCUGGGCGACCGGCCCUGCCCUUGCGCACAGCGCAGGGAUCCGCCGUGUUGUCGGGCGACUGCUUGUCCGGGAUCCCCACAAGCGUUCGAAAAUCAUCGAUCUGUGGGAAGAUGAGUGGAUGCAUGGCGAGGGCGCCCCACCUCCGCCGUUGUCUCCAGUAUCUCCUGAUUUGGAUCACAAACCAGAUGAAACCCCGGAUAUUGCACAAACCGAAUCACCUCUUGAUCCGGACGGAGACGACCAGUUUCUGGAGGCGGAUGACGAUGGUGUACUCGUGGACAGCCACGACAUCGUUCCUGGUAGCGUCGCUCACCAGGAGCACUAG
Molecule: messenger RNA, 2160 nt
Organism: Sparassis crispa
Lineage: Eukaryota; Fungi; Basidiomycota; Agaricomycetes; Polyporales; Sparassidaceae
Product: kinase-like protein
Exons: 3
Coding region: 1-2160 (719 amino acids)
Biological process (GO): protein phosphorylation; intracellular signal transduction
Cellular component (GO): cytoplasm
Molecular function (GO): ATP binding; protein serine/threonine kinase activity
Source: RefSeq, a predicted model, not a curated record